Messenger RNA from Nymphaea colorata (pocket water lily), 732 nucleotides. RefSeq names its product dirigent protein 22-like. The record is from RefSeq and is a predicted model, not a curated record. NCBI's taxonomy places the organism in Eukaryota, Viridiplantae, Streptophyta, Magnoliopsida, Nymphaeales, Nymphaeaceae. The transcript has a single exon. The coding region runs from base 27 to 593 and encodes 188 amino acids.
GUUGCUAACCCCAGUGGCUGUCAAGUAUGUCUGCCACAGCCUUCUUCACAACUACCCAAUUCUUACUCUUCUUCUUCUCCGUCAGCACCAUCAUACUUGGUGAUGCCAACAUCCAAGGGGAAGUACUGCUACCUCCUGCCCAAGGUACUGAGAAGGUGAGCCAUCUUCACUUUUAUUUCCAUGAUAGCCUGGAUGGUCGAUACUCUAUCCGCAUUGCCGCCGCACCACCAUCUUACAAGUCAGCGACCCAGUUCGGUAAUGCUAGAGCCGUCGAUUUCCCGUUGACAGAAGGGCCUCAUCCAGGAUCCAAGUUGGUUGGGAGAGUACAAGGGCUGUAUGUCAUAGCUUCAAAGGAAGAAGUUGUCUUGCUAAUGGAUUUGACAUACCAGUUCUAUGAAGGAAAGUACAAUGGGAGCAGCAUCAGUGUGCUUGGGCGGAAUGCAGUGCGUAGUCCAUUGAGGGAGAUGCCGGUUGUGGGGGGAACUGGCCUUUUCCGGCUAGCCCGCGGCUACGUACAGGCUAAGACCUACCUUUACAACGUCACAAAUGGGUUUGCAAUUGUGGAAUAUGAUGCAUUUGUGAUGCAUUAUUAAUUAGAUGGUUGGCUUCUAUGGUGUUAUUGUGCCCUUUGAGUUCCAAACUUCCAUGCAUGUUAGUACUGUUUGGUACUCAAAAGUAGUAGCGACCCUAUUUUCUUUCAGCAUGGCUCUUGGGGCUGAUAAAAUCCAUUUG